AUGCAGCUCCCACAGCUGAUGAGCAGCAACCAGCCUGUGCCAACCCUCCUACCCACCCAGCUAGCCUGUAACAACCAGCUGAUGACCAUGAGCACACUCGAAGUUGAGUGCUCGAAGAACCUGAUGAAGCUGAAAUCGAACAGCAGUGAUGGGAUGCUCCAUGGUGGUGGUGCUGGAGGUGGUGUUGACCGCUUUGCUGGCACGACUGAUUGGUCGAUCCUAGACAAGCUCCUCGCCUCCCACCAGAACCUCGACCAGCUCUUCCAUGGCAAGAUCACCGCAGCAUCUGUCUCCUCAAUGGUGACAUACCAACAGCAGCUCAUGGAACUCAAUGGAUAG
This is a messenger RNA of Miscanthus lutarioriparius, 339 nucleotides long. NCBI's taxonomy places the organism in Eukaryota, Viridiplantae, Streptophyta, Magnoliopsida, Poales, Poaceae. The record is from the annotation of a GenBank genome assembly.